This is a messenger RNA of Arachis duranensis, 834 nucleotides long. RefSeq lists its product as uncharacterized. The record is from RefSeq and is a predicted model, not a curated record. NCBI's taxonomy places the organism in Eukaryota, Viridiplantae, Streptophyta, Magnoliopsida, Fabales, Fabaceae. The transcript has a single exon. The coding region runs from base 1 to 834 and encodes 277 amino acids.
AUGACGUCCUUGAGAGCGAGUACUGAGAGAGGUGAGGAACCACCGUCAGCGGAAGAAAUAGAUAACCUGCGGAGAAGUAAAAGGAAACUGCGCAGUGAAGAUGGACAAGAAAACGCGUUCCAAGCACAGAGAGUCAUGGAAGCCGCAUCCCCAAACGAGAAAAAAAAGAUUCCAGAGGAACCCCAACCGAAGCGGUCAUAUGUUAGCAUGGUGAAAGGCCCAGACUUUAUCUACGAAUCUGAUUCAGAAGAUGAAGAAGAGAACAUGGAGGAAGAGGAGGACUCGGAGGUAGAAUCUGAGUUCGAAUAUUCUGACAGAGAAGAGGAGGUCCCGGGAAGCGAAGAGUGGAAGGCGAGGCGCGAACUACCAAAGCGGAAAAUUGUAUGGGACGAAGAGGGGUGCCCUAACCUGAUUCUCAACAGAGCAGAGCAACAUAGACUGAACAAAAUGUGGGAGCAUACCCUAAUUAUAAAGUUUCUGGGAAGGAGAACAGGGUAUGGUGUUUUGAAGAAAAGAUUGGAGAGCAUGUGGAUUAAGGAGGGGAUGCUGACACUCAUUGAUGUUGGUAAUGAGUUUUUCCUGGUUCGGUUCACAGAGCUAGAAGACUACAACUGGGCACUGAAAGGAGGGCCAUGGCUAAUAUUCGAUCACUACCUAGCAGUCCAAAGAUGGAGGCCGGAUUUCAACCCAAGCAUGGAACAACUUACCAAAAUAGCUGCAUGGAUUAGGAUCCCGGAUCUUCCGAUUGAAUACUACGAUAAAUAUGUGAUGAGAACCAUUGGUAAUGUGAUUGGUAAGACGCUAAAAACAAAUAACAUUUUUUAUCUCACAUAG